Messenger RNA from Phalaenopsis equestris, 2466 nucleotides. Its product is annotated as SART-1 family protein DOT2. The transcript is spliced from 12 exons. NCBI's taxonomy places the organism in Eukaryota, Viridiplantae, Streptophyta, Magnoliopsida, Asparagales, Orchidaceae. The record is from RefSeq and is a predicted model, not a curated record. Bases 27 to 2066 code for a protein of 679 amino acids. Gene Ontology annotation, cellular component: U4/U6 x U5 tri-snRNP complex. Gene Ontology annotation, biological process: maturation of 5S rRNA; mRNA cis splicing, via spliceosome.
UGGAAGAAAACCUUCAUGUAAAGAGCAUGGUUGAGAUUCAUGAAAUCGUCAACGCAUCAAGUGAUAUUUCUUUUGAUAGUCAUAGUGUAAAGGGGUUGGGUUCACAAACAUCCUCUGAGCUGAAGGAGCGUUUAAAAAAAUUGAAAGAAGAGAGAAUAAAUGGAAAUUCUGAAGCUGUGCUUUCCCGCAAAGAGAUGUUCGAGGAGGAUUCUGAGGUUCUCUUGUGGGUCAGUAGAAGUCGGAAGCUUGAGGAAAAGAGGAGUACGGAAAAAGAGAAGGCUAUGGUCCUUUCAAAGAUGCUUGAUGAACAGGAUAAAAUUCUUGAUGAAAGUGAGGAUGAAGGGUCAGCUGAUGACAGUCACAAAUAUUUAGCUGGAGUGAAAGUUCUUCAUGGCCUUGAUAAAGUGAUGGAAGGUGGUGCGGUUGUUCUGACCUUGAAGGAUCAGAAUAUUCUUGCAGAUGGUGACAUUAAUGAAGAGGUUGAUAUGCUUGAAAGCGUGGAGAUUGGCGAGCAGAAGCGUAGAGAUGAGGCUUAUAGGGCUGCCAAAGGGAAAACUGGGAAAUAUGAUGAUAAGUUCAGUGAAGACCAGGCUUCUAGGAAGACAAUACUUCCACAGUACGAUGAUACAGUUGAUGAUGAGGAAGUUACAUUAGAUGAAAUCGGGCGCUUUACUGGUGAAGCAGAGAAGCAAUUGGCCAAAUUACGCAGAAGGAUAGAAGGAAACAGUUUGAAAAAGGGUUAUCAAGACCUAUCUUCAUCUGGGAAAAUUCAGUCAGAUUACUUCACUACUGACGAAAUGCUUCAAUUUAGGAAGCCUAAGAAAAAAAAAUCUUUAAGAAAGAAAGAAAAGUUAGAUUUGGAUGCCCUUGAAGCAGAAGCCCGAGCUGCUGGGUUAGGCCUUGGGGACCUUGGUACAAGGGCUGAUAUGAAGCGGCUGUCUGCCAGAGAGGAGGAAGAGAAAAGUAUGGCUGAAGCAAGGAGUAAUGCUUAUCAAGCAGCAUUAGCUAAAGCUGAGGAGGCUUCAAAAAUUCUACGCGAGGGGCAUUCUUUGAUUUCCAAACCAGCUGAUAAUGACAAUAUUGUUUUUGGAGAAGAUUAUGAAGACCUCCAGAAAUCUCUUGAACAAGCUAGAAAACUUGCUUUGAAGAAACAGGAUGAAGUAGUUCCUUUUUCUGGCCCUCAAGCAGUAGCUCUUUUAGCUACAGCUCAUAAAGAUCAAGAUGAUGCUCAAGAUUCUGCAGCAGGAGACGCUCAGGAAAACAAAGUUGUGAUCACAGAGAUGGAGGAAUUUGUGUUGGGUUUACAAAUUAAUGAAGAAACAAAUAAUCCUGAUUCUGAAGAUGUUUUUAAAGAUGACGAAGAUGUUCCUAUGUCAAUUGAUCAAGAUACAAAAGGUGAGAUUGGUAGCUGGACAGAAGCAAAAGAAAUCGAAAUGGAUGAACUGUCCAUUUCUGAAGAGAGAGGAAAUAUUACCCCAGACGAGAUCAUCCAUGAGACUGCAGUUGGAAAAGGAUUAGCAGGUGCACUUAAGUUGCUCAAGGAUCGUGGGACGUUGAAGGAAAGCAUUGAUUGGGGCGGUAGAAAUAUGGAUAAAAAGAAAAGUAAAUUGGUUGGCAUCUAUGCUAAUGAUGGUUCAAAGGAAAUUCGCAUUGAAAGAACUGAUGAGUUUGGUCGAAUAAUGACGCCAAAGGAGGCCUUCAGGAUGCUUUCCCACAAGUUUCAUGGUAAAGGGCCUGGAAAGAUGAAACAAGAAAAGCGUAUGAAGCAAUAUUUGGAAGAUUUAAAGACUAAACAGAUGAAAGCCUCGGACACGCCAUUAUUAGCAAUGGAAAAAAUGAGAGAAGCUCAAUCUAGACUGAAAACCCCUUACCUCGUACUCAGCGGACAUGUGAAACCAGGGCAAACCAGUGAUCCAAGGAGUGGCUUCGCAACAGUGGAGAAAGACAAUCCAGGGAGCUUGACUCCAAUGCUCGGGGACAAAAAAGUUGAGCGUUUUCUUGGUAUAAGUAGCAGACAGGACUCUGACAGCAUGGGCCCUCCACCAACAAAGAAGCCUAAGAUGUAAAUCCAUGGCAACUCUAGCAGUUCCCUGUAGCAGGAGUAUGCUAUCUACUACAGGCAUUUUGAAGCACAAGGCGCAGCUUUAUUGAGGUCAAAUUACUCGUCAAGAAGUCUAUGUAACUUUUGUUUCUGAAGGGGAUUGGCAAUUAUCUUCGCGAAGGUUCUUUCAUAUUCUGUAAAGUUCUCAACUCAUUGGGAGCUGCAACACUAUUAUCAGCGAACUAAUUUCUUUUUUAUAGUUUAUUUCUUUAACGAUAUUAUUAUGUUCUUUACUCCAGAGAGUGCUUAUUGUAACUGUAUAGCUUGUGAAUUGUGAUAACAGGGCAAUACCAAGGUCAAUAUGAUUUUUUUUAGUGAAGAUAGCCUGUAUUUGAUUGCUGUAAUGAUGUAAGCUUGUACUGCUU